Calidris pugnax (ruff) is the source of this 4658-nucleotide messenger RNA. RefSeq names its product aryl hydrocarbon receptor (gene AHR). The coding region runs from base 489 to 3098 and encodes 869 amino acids. Lineage: Eukaryota; Metazoa; Chordata; Aves; Charadriiformes; Scolopacidae. The record is from RefSeq and is a predicted model, not a curated record. Gene Ontology annotation, molecular function: protein dimerization activity; transcription cis-regulatory region binding; nuclear receptor activity. The transcript has 11 exons. Gene Ontology annotation, biological process: regulation of transcription by RNA polymerase II. Gene Ontology annotation, cellular component: aryl hydrocarbon receptor complex; nucleus.
GCACACUGACAGGCGCUGGGGCCAAGCAGACGGCGGCCGCGCCGGGGUGCGAAGAGGCCGCCGCGAACCCUCCCGGCUUCUACCGCUGAGGGAAGCGGCCGGGGGAGUCCGGCGUGGUCAGACGGCGGGGCUCCAGCGGCGCUUGGAAAGCCCCCGCCGCCCCCACACCUGUGCCCUGAGGGGGCGGUGAGUGGGUGUAGCCGCCGCCGCCGAUCACCUGGGAUCCCCGCCCCGUUAGCGCCUCCGCCUCCCGUCCUCGCCCGGCCGGGGAAGGCGCCACCGCCGCUGCCAGCGACCCAGCGCGCUGCGAGAGGCCGGGGCCGGCGGGCGAAGCGAGGCGAGGAGAAGGGAAGGGAGAGUCUGCGGCGCCCGGUGGGGCUCGCCCCUUCCCGACAGCCGGGGCUGAGGCGGGCAGGAGGGCGGCGGCGGCGUCCCCCCGCUCCUCUCCCCCGGCCGGCUGGGUCGCGGGGCGCUGGAGCGGCGGCAGGAUGAACCCCAAUGUCACCUACGCCAGUCGCAAGCGGCGGAAACCUGUGCAGAAAAUAGUAAAGCCAUCUCCAGCUGAAGGAGUCAAGUCCAAUCCAUCCAAGAGGCACAGGGACCGCUUGAACGCGGAGUUGGACCGCUUGGCCAGCCUCCUGCCUUUCCCUCAAGAUGUCAUCGCCAAACUGGAUAAGCUGUCUGUGCUUCGGCUUAGCGUCAGCUACCUGAGAGCCAAAAGUUUUUUUGAUGUUGCAUUAAAAUCUUCCAACUCUACAAGACCAGAAAGAAAUGGCAUUCAGGAAAACUGUAGAACAGCAAAAUGUGGAGAAGGGAUGCAGAUCCUGGAAGGUGAACUCUUACUGCAGGCAUUAAAUGGUUUUGUAUUAGUUGUUACGGCCGAUGCUCUGGUUUUUUACGUCUCUUCUACUAUUCAAGACUACUUGGGAUUCCAACAAUCUGAUAUUAUCCACCAGAGUGUGUUUGAACUGAUUCACACAGAAGACAGACCUGAGUUUCAACGACAGCUACACUGGGCAUUAAAUCCUGCCCAGCCUGCAGAUUCCGGACCAGGCGUGCAAGGAGAUAAUGGCUUUUCACAGCCAGCAACCUAUUAUAACCCAGACCAACUUCCUCCGGAGAACUCUUCCUUUAUGGAAAGGAAUUUCAUCUGCAGGUUACGAUGCCUCCUGGAUAAUUCAUCUGGGUUCCUGGCUAUGAAUUUUCAAGGACGAUUAAAGUUUCUCCACGGACAAAACAAGAAAGGGAAGGAUGGUGCUCCUCUCUCCCCUCAGCUCGCUCUCUUUGCAGUAGCUACUCCCCUGCAGCCACCAUCUAUCCUCGAGAUACGAACCAAAAACUUCAUCUUCAGAACAAAACACAAACUGGAUUUCACACCUACUGGCUGUGAUGCAAAAGGAAAGAUUGUCCUGGGAUACACCGAAGCAGAGCUGUGUAUGAGAGGAACAGGAUACCAGUUUAUUCAUGCAGCUGAUAUGCUUUAUUGUGCUGAAAAUCAUGUCCGAAUGAUGAAGACAGGUGAGAGUGGAAUGACUGUAUUUAGGCUUCUAACCAAAGAAAAUCGAUGGGCCUGGGUACAGGCAAACGCUCGUCUUGUCUACAAAAAUGGAAGACCGGAUUACAUCAUCGCCACGCAAAGACCUCUCACAGAUGAGGAAGGGGCAGAACAUCUACGGAAGCGUAACAUGAAGUUGCCCUUCAUGUUUGCCACUGGUGAGGCUGUGUUAUACGAGGUGUCUUUCCCUAUGUCGAGCCUUUUGGAUCCCUCUCAGCAGAGGAAUAAAAGCACGACGGGAAAAGGCCCCAAAACAACCCUGCACAACGAUUCCGUGGAUCCAAACUCCCUCCUAGGUGUGAUGCUGAGGCAAGAUGAGUCUGUGUACCUCUGCCCCCCGGCACCGCACAAACUGUCCUUUGAGCGGAACCUCUUUGCAGACAGCAGGGAUGAGCUGGGCGGUGGUGUGAGUGGUGGCUGGACUGAUAGUCUCCUACCUGCUGGAAAUCACAGCGUUCUCAAACAGGAGCUGAUAGAGUGUUCCCAGGACAGCACUCUUCCCCUCCCUGAGGACAGUGCAGCGCUCUUCCUGGAGAACAAAACCGGUGACUUGUACAGCAUCAUGAAAAAUCUGGGAAUUGACUUUGAGGAUCUAAAGUGUAUUCAGCAGGAUGAGGAGUUUUUUAAAACUGAAUUAUCUGGUGUGGAUGAUAUUGGGGACAUCGACAUAACUGAUGAAAUCCUGACUUAUGUUCAGGAUUCCUUAAAUAAGUCUGACUUAUUAUACUCAGGCUGUAACCAGCAGCAGCCCCUGGUCCAGAAUGAAGGUUGCUUGGUACAGCAAGAGUUAGAUCCACAUCAGCUUCAUCAGCACCAGAAACAGCUUGUGGAGCAGCAACAACAGCAGCAACAACAACAACAGCAGCAGCAGCAGCUCUGUCAAAAGAUGAAACACAUGCAAGUCAAUGGGAUGUUCACAAAUUGGAGCUCUGGCACCGGCGUGCCUCUUAGCUGCUCACAGCAGCAGCAGCAGCCCCAGCAGUUUGUGUUCCCUGGCAUGCACACCACGGCGCCUGAGUUCUCCUACAAAUCAGAAGCAAACACUUCCCCUUACGCCUGUAGGCAAGAGUUUAUUCCUUACAAGCAGCCCGCAGCCCCCGUGCCCCAGCUUUCGAAUUUCGCCCCAGCGGAUUUCCCCGUCGCAGGUUUUGACAGAUCGAACUAUUCUGCUUCUUCCAACCUGGAGGAUUUUCUCAGCUGUUUGCAUCAAGUCCCUGAAAAUCAUGAGUGUGGUGGGAUGAACUCCGAGCAGGUUAUGCUGAGCCCUCAGACAUGCUAUGCGGGCGCUGUCUCCAUGUACCAGUGCACGCAAGAAGCACAGCCCAGCUGCGUGGAUCCAAUGCAGUAUGAUCCCAUGGUGGCAAGUCAACAAACUUUGUUGAACAAGUUCCAAAACGGUUUCAAUGGAGGAAAUGUAAAUGAAGCAUAUCCCUCUCAGUUAGAUGUGAUCAGUAAUGCACAGACUGCCACACAUCUUCAGCCUCUUCAUCAUCCCACAGAGCCCAGAUCCUUCUCAGAUUUGGCAUCUAGUGGAUUUAUGUGAUUCGGAUCUAGAGCUCCAUCUGUGAUUUUGUCUGGGUGUCGGGCUGCUCUGAGGAAAAACCUUGGCAAGUUUUAUCUUUGAGCGUCAGAGACUUUUAACAGCUAAAUUACAUGUUGAGAGCGAGGUUGAUUGCACUAUGUACUGGUGGGUAUGUAAUCCAAGACCUGGCUUUUGAAAGUGACGGGUGGAAUUCAAACUUCUGACUAAAAAAGUAUGCACGUGCUGUUUUCCAUCAGCUCGACUGCGUCGUUGCAGCAUGGAUUACAUAUGUACUACAGACUCUGUCAUGCUAUACAACAUAAGAUAAGGCAAAUGGUUUUGUUGUUUAGAAAAAAUAAUUGGGCACUUUACAAAUAGCAUCAAUGGCACAAGGAAGAUGAUUUCGCACGAGGAUUAUUUCCAGACUUCAUUUUGAAAAAACUGUUAAAAAGCUCUAAAUUCAUGAGAAUCAAAAGCACUUAAUUUUAACGCAUACUAAGCUCUUUAAUCACUUAUUUUGUAUUUAAAUCCUUUUGUUUUAAGUCUCCAUUUCUAGCACUUUAAUAGAAGGCUUAAUACAAGGAUAUGAUAUGCAACUUCAGGUUUUCUAUGAAACAGACCCCUUGCAUUCCUCCUUUUCUUGUCAACCUUAAGUGCCUGACGGUUUAGCUACCUUGUUUCUGAUGGGAGCUUAUUUUAGCAAAACUCACUAUAAAUGUCAUCCAUAUUAUGUGAAUUUUGUCUAACAUCUACAGUGCUACUGGCUGUAUCUUCCCCCCCACCCCCUUAAGAAAAUUUGUUUAGAGAAUGACUUAAUUCUUCAUCUGUGGGUUUGUUACACUAUUAUCAGGAGUUAUUAAUGUUCUGAAUUUAGUUCAGCUAAAUUUAGUUCAGUUUUUGCUUAUUAUAUACCGCUUUUCUGCUUUCUUCAGGUAAUACAGGGUAUAUUAAAAAAAGCAGACUUUGCUGAGGGGGAGGAGCAGAUCCUCAGGAUUAGUUUUAGAUUAUUAAUGCUGAAAAACAUGUGCCUUAUCUUGUGUUAAAAUGCUCAUAAUGUUCUUUAGAAAUAAUACAAGGCUGCUCUAUGCAAAUACUUUCAUUAAAAUGGAUAUGGAAAAGGAUUGCAUUUUAAAUAAGGGGGAAAGGAGUCUCAAUAGCGAUUGGUGUUGACGUUUCCUUUGACUGCAGUUUCUGAUGUUUGUAGUGGGGAAAGGGUCAGCUUUGGUUUAAACUUUAUCCCUAGCAAAUUGCACUGGAAAGUACAGAGAGGUUAUUCUUUUUAUGUAUGUUGAUGCAUUUGAAAAGCUUUGUGCAAAAUACGAAAUUGAGAAAAGAAAAAAGUCAUUAGAGAAAUUCUCCUUGCAAUAGGUUUUAUUUUCAGGAAAAGAAAAAAACAAAACAAAACACAUCCAUCCUGGGAUUUUGCUUUGGUUUUAUCUGAGAGGAUUGUUAGAAUUGCAGACACCAAUGUUUGGUGCAAAAUAAUAAUCUACGUGGAAAAUACCGAAAUGUGUAUAUGUUCAAAAUAUUUCAUACUCUUGUGUGUUGUAUAGUUCAUAUAUAAUAAAAUGUCUUUGUAAA